Messenger RNA from Trichomycterus rosablanca, 1146 nucleotides. RefSeq names its product zinc finger protein 239-like. Gene Ontology annotation, molecular function: RNA polymerase II cis-regulatory region sequence-specific DNA binding; DNA-binding transcription factor activity. Gene Ontology annotation, biological process: regulation of transcription by RNA polymerase II. The annotation marks the transcript as partial. The record is from RefSeq and is a predicted model, not a curated record. The transcript is spliced from 4 exons. Lineage: Eukaryota; Metazoa; Chordata; Actinopteri; Siluriformes; Trichomycteridae.
AUGACCUUCAUCUCCAUCUUCAUCUGCACACUGGCUCUCUGCACUCAAGAAAUGAACAACCAUCUCCACGAUCACAUGAAGAGCUGCAGUGAUGUUAAAUAUGAUGCGCUGGGGAAACAGCAAGAAGGAAACAUCUGCUCACAGUGUGGGAAGAGCUUCAGGUUCCAGAGUGAUCUCAAACAACACCAGCGCAUUCACACUGGAGAGAAACCGUAUCAGUGCUCACAGUGUGGGAAGAGCUUCAGGUCCACGAGUAAUCUAAAAAAACACCAGCGCAUUCACACUGGAGAAAAACCGUAUCAGUGCUCACAGUGUGGGAAGAGUUUUAAUCAACAGAGUAAUCUCAAAACACACCAGCGCAUUCACACUGGAAAGAAACCGUAUCAGUGCUCACAUUGUGGGAAGAGCUUUGGUUUCCAGUGUGAACUCAAAAUACACCAGCGCAUUCACACUGGAGAGAAACCCUAUCAGUGCUCACAGUGUGGGAAAAGUUUUAAUAGUCGGAGUCAUGUCAAAACACACCAGCGCAUUCACACUGGAGAGAAACCGUACCAGUGCUCACAGUGUGGAAAGAGUUUUAAUAGACAGAAUCAUUUCAAACAACACCAGCGCAUUCACAGUGAACGCAUUCACACUGGAGAGAAACCGUAUCAGUGCUCACAGUGUGGGAAGAGUUUUAAUCAACAGAGUAAUCUCAAAAUACACCAGCGCAUUCACACUGGAGAGAAACCGUAUCAGUGCUCACAGUGUGGAAAGAGUUUUAAUACACAGAGUUAUCUCAAAACCCACCAGCGCAUUCACACUGGAGAGAAACCAUAUCAGUGUUCACAGUGUGGGAAGAGUUUUAAUCAACAGAGUGGUCUUAAAACACACCAGCGCAUUCACAGUGGAGAGAAACCAUAUCAGUGUUCACAGUGUGGGAAAAGUUUUAUGAGACAGAAUUAUCUCCAACAACACCAGCGCAUUCACACUGGAGAGAAACCGUAUCAGUGCUCACAGUGUGGGAAGAGUUUUAAUCAACAGAGUGAUCUCAAAACCCACCAGCGCAUUCACACUGGUGAGAAACCCUAUCAGUGCUCACAGUGUGGGAAGAGUUUUAAUACUCCGAGUGGUCUCAAAACCCACCAGCGCAUUCACACUGGUGAG